AUGAAAGAAGCGAUGGCAGAACUACAGCAAGCAAUCCUUUUGAUGACGGAACUCCUGCAGAAGCUAGCACAGCCGAACAAUACGGAGCAAACUCUCGAAUCCUUGGCAACCAACAUCAGUGAAUUUUCGUUCGACCCGGAAAAUGGAAUCACUUUCGAAAAGUGGUACAGCCGGUAUACGGAUCUUUUCGAAUCGGAUGCCAAGAAUUUAGACGAUUCCGCCAAGGUACGCCUGCUGUUAAGGAAGUUGGACACACCAUCACACGUCAGGUACGUCAACUUCAUCUUGCCGAAGCUUCCCAAAGACGUCGAUUUUGCUGGCAACGUCAAGAUACUAUCGCAAAUGUUCGGCACACACACCUCCAUUUUUAACAAGCGGUACAAGUGCCUCCAGCUAGUAAAAUCUGAAGCAGAGGACAUCAUUAGCUACGCAGGGAAGGUGAAUCGUUCAUGCGAAGAUUUCGACUUCAAAAAUAUGAACAUCGAUCAGUUCAAGUGCUUGGUGUUUGUGAGUGGCCUUAAGGGUCAUGCCUACGCCGACACGCGUCCAAGGCUUCUUUCCCGGAUUGAAUGUGAAACAGCAGAAACUCCCGUGAAUCUUCAGACCUUGAUUAACGAAUAUCAACGACUCGUUAAUCUCAAGGAGGACACAUCGAUGAUUGAGCGCCAGUCAAGCUCGAAACAAGCGGUUCACGCUGUCCAGGAGAAGGGAAGGUUUCAUCAUCCACACACUUCAAAACGGAAGACAGUUCCAGGCGGAGGGGAAAAGAAAACAUCGAAUCAGUCACCAUCGAAUCAGCCAUCAAAUCAGCAAACGAAUCAGCCAGCAAAUAGACAAAACAACCCUCGGAAAGUCAACGCUAGAGGAGUAUACAUCGUGAACCACAUUGUGAACCACAUCGCUAACCGUUCCAGUAACCGAAAGUACGUGCCUACUUUGAUCAACGGCGUGGCUACCAGGCUCCAACUGGACACAGCAAGCGAUAUCACGGUGAUAUCAAAGCAAACCUGGAACAACUUAGGUAACCUUUCAAUCAUCAAACCGACGAUCCAAGCAAUCAACGCGUCGGGCAAACCACUUCAUCUGAUGGGUGAGUUCCAGUGCGACGUCAGCAUCAACGGAAAAACUGCUCGAGGCAGAUGUUUCGUCACGACGACUGCCAACCUCAACCUUCUCGGCAUCGACUGGAUUGACCUGUUCAAGCUGUGCGCCCAGUCCCUUUCAACACCAUUCCAUUGGUCGAUGCUGAACUCACACGAUUACAAUCUAUGGUUCGAGGAUCCUGUCGAUUUCUCCGAAUGGGCUGCUCCCAUCGUGGCAGUGCGCAAACCUAACGGUCGAGUGCGCAUAUGUGCAGACUACUCGACGGGGCUAAACGAGGCGUUGGAACCAAAUCACUAUCCGCUUCCGACGCCGGAGGAAAUUUUCGCCCAACUCAACGGCAGCACCGUUUUCAGCAUCGUCUAUCUUUCCGAUGCGUAUCUGCAGCUUGAGGUGGAUGACGACUCCAAGAAGCUGCUCACAAUCAACACGCAUCGAGGAUUGUUCCGGUUCAAUCGUCUGGCUCCCGGAGUGAAAUCUGCGCCGGGCGUAUUUCAACGUGUGGUGGAUGGAAUGAUAGCAGACAUACCUGGUGUCCGCUCUUUCAUCGAUGAUGUCAUCGUGUUUGGAAAGGACAUCAGCUCACACGCAACGUCACUCAACCUACUCUUCCAGCGGCUCAAAGAGUAUGGUUUCCACGUGAAGGCUGAGAAGUGUCAUUUCUUUCAAUCACAACUCGGCUAUUUGGGGCACAUUGUGGACAAACAAGGCAUUCGUCCAGACCCCGAGAAAGUGAAGGCUAUUGCUGCACUUCCACCGCCAACCAACGUUCCCGAGCUUCGAUCGUACCUGGGUGCGGUCAACUUCUACGGUAGGUUCGUGCGCAACAUUCACGAAUUGCGGCAUCCAAUGGACCAGCUGUUGAAGAAGGACGUGAAAUGGCAGUGGACCCCGGCAUGCCAACAGGCUUUCGACCAGUUCAAAAGGACGCUUCAAUCAAACCUGCUGCUAAUGCAUUACGACCCUAAGCUUCCAAUCAUCGUGGCUGCGGAUGCAUCAAGCACAGGCAUCGGGGCAGUCAUCUUUCACCAGUUCCCUGAUGGCAGCAUGAAGGCAGUACAACACGCUUCGAGGACGCUCGCACCCGCGGAGCUUAAUUAUGGACAACCAGAGAAGGAAGCGCUUGCGUUGGUCUAUGCAGUGACCAAAUUCCACAAGUAUCUGUUGGGACGCCAUUUCACACUGCUGACUGACCACAAGCCACUACUUUCCAUCUUCGGUUCUAUGAAGGGGAUUCCCCUACACACUGCGAACCGACUACAACGGUGGGCUCUCACGAUGCUGAAUUACGACUUCGAGAUUCAGCAUGUAUCCACCAACGAAUUCGGAUGUGCAGAUCUGUUGUCCCGACUGAUCGACCAGACCAUCCAACCCGAAGAAGAAUACGUUAUCGCUGCGCUGAGCAUUGAGGAAGAUUUGCAUUGCAAAAGGCUACAACAACCGACGCCACACUCCAAUCUGUUGCUCAACACAUACGCGACGGAUGGCCCAGCUGCUCCAAGAACCUUUCCGCUGCAGUUCAACCGUAUUUUCUACGACGGGAAUCGCUCAGCAUGA
Molecule: messenger RNA, 2658 nt
Organism: Anopheles merus
Lineage: Eukaryota; Metazoa; Arthropoda; Insecta; Diptera; Culicidae
Exons: 4
Coding region: 1-2658 (885 amino acids)
Source: RefSeq, a predicted model, not a curated record